AAUUUUUAAUAAACGUCAGUCAAUUUUGUCAUGAGAAAGUGCAUCGAAUGUACAGCCACCGCCUCUUCAUUCGUCCUUUUCGUCAUCACUUUCCCCAUUUCCAUAUUUGCCUGCCUUAAAAUUGUACAAGAGUACGAACGAGCUGUUAUUUUCCGGUUGGGGCGACUCCGGUCAGGGGGCCCCCGAGGCCCCGGAAUUUUUUUCAUCCUCCCGUGUAUAGACGACUACAUCAAAAUUGACCUCAGAACUGUUACUUUCGAUAUACCGCCACAAGAAGUCUUAAGUAAAGACUCAGUCACAAUAUGGGUGGACGCAGUUGUCUAUUUCCGAGUCGAAGACCCUUUGGCUGCAAUACUUAAAGUGGAAAAUUUUCGAACAUCGACACAUUUAUUAGCGAUGACGACUCUCCGAAACAUCUUGGGGACAAAAACCUUGAUGGAGAUUUUAUCAGACCGUGAAAAUAUCGUACAUUUGAUGCAAACACAAUUAGAUGUUGCCACAGACCCUUGGGGAAUCAAAGUGGAACGGGUCGAAAUAACUGAUAUCAGAUUACCCCAAAGUCUGCAACGAGCAAUGGCGACGGAAGCCGAAGCUUCGCGCGAAGCUCGUGCCAAAAUAAUCGCAGCCGAGGGUGAAAUGAACGCUGCUAAAGCCUUAAAGUUGGCUGCUGAUACUAUAAUCCAAUCACCAGCUGCAAUUCAGUUGAGGUAUUUACAAACACUGAGCAAUAUUUCAGCUGAGAAAAACUCAACGAUUGUUUUCCCCAUUCCGAUAGAGCUUUUUAGUCAUUUUAAAAGAGGCAACUAAUUGUAGUUUUGUAUUCUUUAAUUUGGUGUUACAAAAUCAAAAAUAAAAAGUGAUUCCAGGCAAAAAAAUAAUACUUAAAAAUACA
This is a messenger RNA of Tribolium castaneum (red flour beetle), 892 nucleotides long. RefSeq names its product stomatin. The record is from RefSeq and is a predicted model, not a curated record. Lineage: Eukaryota; Metazoa; Arthropoda; Insecta; Coleoptera; Tenebrionidae. Bases 31 to 807 code for a protein of 258 amino acids. The transcript has 6 exons. Gene Ontology annotation, cellular component: plasma membrane.